Larimichthys crocea (large yellow croaker) is the source of this 12556-nucleotide messenger RNA. RefSeq names its product dachsous cadherin-related 1b (gene dchs1b). Gene Ontology annotation, biological process: homophilic cell-cell adhesion. The record is from RefSeq and is a predicted model, not a curated record. Gene Ontology annotation, molecular function: calcium ion binding. The transcript is spliced from 29 exons. The coding region runs from base 682 to 10593 and encodes 3303 amino acids. Gene Ontology annotation, cellular component: plasma membrane. NCBI's taxonomy places the organism in Eukaryota, Metazoa, Chordata, Actinopteri, Sciaenidae.
UAAAUUAGCAACCCAAGUCGGUGAGGGGAGGAGAAGGAGGAGAGUAGAUGGGGAGAGAGAGAGUAAAGAGAGGGGGGGCUGGGUCUUGUGGCGGAGGAGUCGGCUUUCAGUCGGUGAGGUGCACGGUGCCCUGAAGCGGCUCUGUCUCAGCAAAUACACACACAUACACACACAUACGCGCAUACCGUGUCUGAGUGACUGGAUGCUGAGAGGGAGAAAGAGAGGAGAGAAUCGUUUAGGAUCAGCUAGAGAUCGGGUAGAGCACUGCAGAGCUGCAGACGGCUCCUUUCUCCUGCAGACGGCGAAGGAACCGGAGAGCUUUCCAGCUGAUCCAAGCGAGCUCACCUGACACGGGAACGGGGACGCAAAAAAAAAAGAAAAAAAAAAAGAGCCUUCACUGGAGGAGUAACGGCCGGAUCAGAAAAUCUGUGGAAUUGGCUCACUUGUCAUUUUUUUGUGGAUAUUAUGUGAAAAAUAACAACAGUAACAAGAAAAAAAAAAAGCCCAGUCCAGCUGGCCGACACGGUUCCAUUCAACAUUUUGUCCCGGUGGAUUGUCUGUCGUUUGGAGGGGGGAAAAUUGGAAACCCGUUUGCAUACUAAUCAGUUUUUGGAGGGGAUAUCCAGAGCGCACAUCCAGAGCUGCAGAGUGGGUCAGAUGAAUGUGUAGCAGUACCCAGCCAUGCCGUUAACAAGUAAAGGGUCAAGACGGAGGCCUUGGGUCAGCGGACCCUGCAUGUGUUCGAGUCUCUUGCGAUGGAAGCCACUCUUUUAUUUCUGCAUCGGCCUUGUUCUUUCUCAGUCUACAGCUGUCCUCGGAGCACUGGAACUCCAGCUGGAUGAAGAGCAGCCAACUGGGACCAUCGUUGGUGACAUCAGCGCUGGGUUACCGCCAGGUGAAACUGCAAGUCUGUACUUUAUCUCAGACCAUGAGGGCACAGGCGUUGGCAGUGAUCUCAACAUUGACGAAACCACGGGCAUCAUUACCACAGCACGCCGUCUGGAUCGUGAGCAGAGGGACCACUAUAGCUUUAUUGCUGUGACAAUGACAGGAAUCACUAUUGAGGUGUCAAUCACAGUCAACGACAUCAACGACCACGCACCUGUGUUCCCCAAAAAGAAAGCUGUUCUUAAGAUACCUGAGCACACAGCGGUGGGAACAAGGUUUUCCCUGGAGCCUGCAACAGAUGCAGACAAGGACCAACUGACCACGCAAGGCUAUGCUAUUCGAGAGGGCAAUGUAGGCCAAGCUUUCAGACUGGAGACCAAGAGAGCUGCUAACAAGGUUCUGUAUCUGGAUCUGGUUGUCAAUGGACUGCUGGACAGGGAGAAACGCUCAUCUUACACACUGGUCGUGGAAGCCUUUGAUGGAGGCUCACCUAAAAGGAUGGGAUCCAUGACCCUAGAAGUGACUGUUACUGACAUCAACGAUCAUGCACCACUCUUCAAUCAAAGCAGAUACCAUGCUAUUAUCUCUGAAAGUCUUCCACAAGGCAGUAGCAUACUACAGGUGUUUGCAACAGAUGAGGAUGAGGGUGAUAAUGGUCUGGUUCUUUAUGAAAUCAACCGGCGUCAGAGUGACCCUGACCGUUACUUCGUCAUUGAUGUCAAGUCUGGGGUCAUCACUCUGAAUAGACCACUGGAUUUUGAACUGAAGAGGGUCCAUGAACUGGUGGUCCAGGCCAGGGAUAAUGCCAGCCACCCUGAGGUGACCAAUGCUUUUGUGACCAUUCAUGUCCGUGACUACAAUGACAACCAGCCCACCAUGACCAUCAUCUUUCUCAGUGAGGACGGCUCUCCAAGGAUCUCCGAGGGGGCCCAACCAGGCCAGUACGUUGCUCGGAUAUCUGUCACCGACCCAGACUAUGGAGAGUACGCCAACGUGAAUGUGUCCCUUGAGGGGGGUGAUGGGAAAUUUGCUCUUACGACCAAGGACAGCAUCAUCUACCUGAUAUAUGUUGACCAGGUCUUGGACAGAGAGGAAAGGGAUUCAUAUGACCUCAGGGUUAUGGCUACAGACUCCGGCACUCCUCCCCUCAGAGCAGAGUCAUCUUUUACCAUUCAGGUUACUGAUGUCAAUGACAACCCCCCUCUGUUUGACCAGCAGGCCUACAGGCAGACUAUUCCAGAGGUUGUCUAUCCUGGGUCCUUUGUUCUCCAGGUUACUGCCAGGGACAAGGACCAGGGUCCCAAUGGGGAUGUCCGAUAUAGCCUUCUCAAAGGGAAAAACUCUCACUCUGAUUGGUUUUCCAUCGACCCGGUCACAGGAAUCAUUACCACAGCAACAGCUCUGGAUUUCGAAUCAGAGCCAGCGCCAAGUGUGACUGUCAUUGCAACGGAUAGCGGUCGUCCGCCACUGUCAUCCACAGCGAAGGUGGACAUUGUGCUGCAGGAUGUUAACGAUAACACACCAGUGUUUUCCAGCAGUUUCUACAAUGCCUCCAUCAAGGAGAACACCCCAGCUGGGACCUGCUUCUUAGAGGUGUCUGCCACAGAUGAGGAUCGUGGUUCUUUUGGCGCCAUAUCCUACACCCUGGGUCCUGGGACUGGAAGUGCAGUACCAACCCACUUCACCAUAGACAAGGAGUCUGGCCAGAUUUGCACCCGCACGUCUCUCGACCGGGAUGAAGGAUUGGAAAAGUUUGACUUGACCGUCACUGCAACGGAUGGAGGUGGUUUGAGCUCAGUAGCCCGUGUGCGGGUCUCGGUGGUGGACAUCAAUGACAACCGUCCUGCCUUUUAUCCAGUCCUCUACACAGUCAGUCUUAGUACCCAUAGUGCCCCAGGAACCUCUGUUGUCAAGGUAACAGCGAAUGACCCAGAUGCUGGGGAAAAUGGCAGAGUCACCUACCGCACAGUACCUGGAGGAGGUUCUAAUUUCUUCACUCUCAACAAGGACACAGGCGUGAUUUCUCUAUCGCGCUCGCUCCAUGGCAAAGCCAACACGGUAAUCUCCAUGGUGAUAUCAGCUGAGGACGGCGGUGGUCUGACGGCGCCGGUCAAUGCCAGGGUAAACGUGAGCGUGGUGGCAGGCUCGGUGGCGUCUCCCGUGUUUGAACAGGCUCAGUAUUUCUUCACUGUGUCGGAGGACGUUCUCAGGGGGACAGCGGUGGGAGUGGUCCGCGCUUCUGCCAAGACAGGUGUGUCUAAGAAUAUUUUCUACUCCAUUUCCUCUGGCGACCCUGAUGGUUACUUCACAGUGGACAGUGCCUCUGGUACCAUUCGCACUGCCCUUCCUCUGGACCAUGAAACCUGUUCCAGUCUUGAUCUGGAGAUCCAGGCACGCUCCGGUUCUCCUCCAGCGUACGGAACCAGCCGCGUACGAAUAACCAUUUCAGAUAUUAAUGACAACGCCCCCACCUUCCUCCCCUCCUCAUCAGAGUCCCUUUUAUUACCUGAGAUCACCAAAAUGGGGACUGUUAUCUACACCAUCCAGGCCACAGACAAGGACUCCGGUCACAACGGUCAGCUCAGCUUCGACCUGGUCUCUGCUGGGGGAAGCAGUGGCCAGAGGACGUUUGGUGUUGACCGGGGCAGCGGGGAGGUGCGUCUGAUUGGUAGCCUGUCAUAUGAAAGCGUCCCACGUUAUGACCUUCAGGUAGUUGCCAAGGAUGGCGGGGCACCUCAGCUUAGUUCCACCUUCACCCUUGUGGUCCACAUCCAAGCGCAAGAUGCACAAGGCCCCAACUUUGACACCCUGACAUAUCGUGUGGAGCUUCGAGAAAACACACCUCUCAACACACGUUUCCUUCAGGUCCGAGCACUCAACACAGAAGCUAAUGGGAAUGGUGGAAGCUCCUCCUCAUCUUCCUCCUCCCCUAUUUCCUACCGUCUGAGACCUGACGGUGAUGCCGCUGGUUUUGGCAUCAUGCCAGAUAGCGGUUGGCUGUUUGUUCGCAGCUCUCUGGACCGAGAGGUCAAAGACAUGUACCUGUUAACUGUCUUGGCAACUUCAGGCCCAGGAGGAGCGGGGAGAACUGGCAGUGCCACGGUCAGGGUGACAGUAACCGACGAAAAUGACAAUUCCCCAAGACUGAGCCAGGAGAGGGUAUUCCUCGCUGUCAGAGAGAAUCUGCUGGCAGGAACCGGCUUUGGCAGGGUGUCUGCAACCGACAGAGAUGCAGGCCUUAAUGCUCGACUCACCUACAGGCUGCUGCACACGGACAGGCACUUUCAGAUUAACUCACAAACAGGUGAGAUCAGCACUCGCGUCGCCCUGGACAGAGAGCAGCAAUCCAGCUACCAGCUUGUUGUAGUCGUACAAGACGGGGGCACGCCUCCUCGCAGCGCCACUGGCACAGCUCACAUCACUGUGCUGGAUGAAAACGACCACGCACCCAUUUUUACUCAUGCAAGACCGGACAGGGAACUGCUCCUUCAGGUGAUGGAGGGGCUUCCAUCUGGGACAGUCCUAGGGACAGUGACAGCUAAAGACCCAGAUGAGGGAGAGAAUGGGACCGUAUUCUACUCUUUAUCAGGCCCCAGAGCAGAGCGUUUCUCCCUGAACCCAACCAGUGGCGAGCUGAGAAGCGCCUCUCCCCUGAGAUGGGCAGAGCGAGCCGAGUACACCUUCACCGUGACCGCUGCUGACCACGGUUCACCAGGCCUCAGCUCCACCUGCCAGCUGCAGAUACAGGUUCUCAGCUCCUCCAGGUCCAACCCCAAGCCCAACAUGCUCUCCAUGAUUCUGAACACAGUUGAAGGGGCUGCACCGGGCUCCAUCAUUGGCUCUGUCCGCCGACAUGACCAGCAGGAAUCUUCUUUAUUGGACGGCCAGGUGACUUACCUGGUAGUGGGGGGUAAUGACCGAGAUGGUACUUUCAUGGUGGACCGCUUGAAGGGUGACGUGUACCUGGUGCGUGAGCUGGACUACGAGAAGGAGUCGAAGUACACGCUGCACAUAGAGGUGUCUGACUUCUCCCAGGCAUUUCCCAGCAGCCACCUGGUGCAGCUGGAUAUCAUCGUGCAGGACAGCAAUGACCAUUCACCGCAGUUCACAGAAGAUCCUGUUACCAUUGUGAUCCAAGAGAACAUAGAGCCAGGAGCUUCCAUAUAUACGUUCCAGGCUUUGGAUCAGGAUGGCAGUGGACCCAACAGUGAGCUACUUUACUCCAUCGAGCACUACUGGCCUGACACACCUGAACUCCUGAUCCUAGACUCCUCCAGCGGAGUCCUGACCCUGGGGCAGAAGUUAGAUCGUGAGUCAACACCGUCCCUCUACCUGGUGGUGCGAGCCACAGACCAGGCAGUAGAUCCUUCUCAGAGGCGCUGGGGUUCAGUCACCGCCCGGGUCUUUGUGACAGACGAAAACGACAACGCUCCAGUCUUCAGCUCACCGUCUGCGGUUAGCGUCAUGGAGGAUCAGCCUGUAGGAUUUGUGAUACUUUACAUGAUGGCUAGAGAUGAAGAUGAAGGAGAAAAUGGCAGAGUGUCAUACAGAAUCCAGACAGGCAACAGCGCCGGUCGCUUCAGUCUGAACCCCAACACUGGUUCUCUCUCCAUCCUGAAGGCUUUAGACCGGGAAGAGCAGGAGGUCUUCAAUCUGACCAUUGUGGCUGAGGAUCAUGGUGUACCUCAGCUUUCCACUUCCCAGGUGCUGUCCGUACAGGUGAUUGACGUGAAUGACGAAGCUCCGGUGUUCCAGCACACAGAGUUUGAGGCCCAGGUGAUGGAAAACAAAGGACCAGGAACGACUGUAUUAACAGUUACUGCCACAGACCGGGACCAAGGCUCUAAUGGCCAAGUGACAUAUGGAGGUGUGACAGAGGAAGGCUUCAUCAUCAACCCUGUGACAGGAGUCAUCACCACCACAAAGGAACUGGAUACAGAGCUACGGAACCACUACACACUCACUGUGUAUGCAAGGGAUGGAGGGCUGCCUCCUAACUUUGCCAAGGCUGUAGUCCGCGUGGAGGUGCAGGAUGUGAACGACAAUGCUCCGGUCUUUGCAAAGCAAUGGUAUAGUCUGGAGGUGCCGGAGAACCAAGCCCCUGUAGAGCUGUGCUUUCUCAAGGCCACAGACCCUGACUCAGGUCCUGGUGGAGAGCUGGAGUACAGGAUCACUGCUGGGGACUCUGAUGGAGAUUUCCACCUCCACACCAGCACAGGAGCUCUUUCCACCUUACGUGGCCUAGAUAGAGAGACGAGGGCUGACUAUACUCUGGAGGUGGUGGCCACAGACCGAGGGAGCCCCGCUCUUAGCGCUACUGUCACAGUGGAAGUGAAAGUGAUGGAUGUGAAUGACAACAGCCCUGUCUUUAGCAAGAAUAGCUACUCUACUGAAGUGUCUGAGGAUGCUGCAGAGGGGACCAAAGUUCUGGAGGUGUCAGCCAUAGAUGCUGAUGAUGACCUGAAUGGGAAGGUUCUAUAUUUCCUGAGUCGAGAGGCGCAUGGAGCAUUCACUGUGGAUGAGAACACCGGUGUUAUCACCACAGCAGCACCUCUGGAUCGGGAAAAAUUGGCAUCAUACAGCUUCCACGUGUUUGCUGUUGACCUUUCACCUGCUGCACCCAGAAACACCUCCGCUCAGGUGACAGUCACCGUUUUAGAUGUCAAUGACAACACCCCCAUCUUCAUCCAGGAUCCGCUGGUAAUUGAAGUGUCCAGCAAACGUUCCCACCGGGUUCUAGCGACCAUGAAGGCUGAGGACAAGGACUUUGGAGCCAACGGUUCUGUGUUUUACCGUUUCGCGAUGCCAGUGAAAGGCUUCAGCAUCAACUCCCUAACUGGGGAGAUCCAAGCCACUGAGCGACUGGAGGAUCUCACCCAAGCUCAGAGGACUCUGAUAGUUGAGGCCAUGGACCAGGGCAGUCCAGCUCAGUCUGCACAGGGAGUGGUGGUGAUUUACGUGAAGGAGGUGGAGUACAGUGGCAUCCGCUUCUCUAGGAAUGCCAGAGAUGUCAGCAUACAGGAGAACGCUUUAAAAGGCACAGCUGUGGCUCAAGCUCAGGCUCAACAUCCAGAUGGUACACGUCAGGGUAUCAGCUACAGCCUCUUCAGUGGAAACAGAAAUCAGAUCUUUGUUAUCAGCUCUUCAACAGGUGAAAUCAGCGUGCACAGCUCCAAGGGGCUGGACUUUGAAGACAGCCCCAAACUCCGUAUAGUUGUAAAGGCUGAAACAGUGUCUUCCACAUCUUUCAUGGCUAUAAACUUGAUCCUUCAGGAUGUCAAUGACAACCGUCCUCGCUUCCAGCUGCAGAAUUAUGUUGCCUACAUGAGAGAAGCACAGGGCUAUGAAAUGCCAAUCAUACAGGUGGUGGCUGAGGAUGUGGAUCAGGGCCAAAAUGGCCAGGUGACCUAUUCCAUCCAGUCAUCGGGUGUGAGCGGCCUGUUCAAAAUCGACCCGAUGACAGGAAGCAUCACCACGGCCGCCAUCAUGGACCGUGAGAUCUUUACCCAGACCAAGCUAGUAGUUACAGCAACUGAUAGAGGAAGUCCACGACUGGCUGGUUCUGCCACAUUAACAGUGAUCAUCGUUGACCAGAAUGACAACAGCCCCACUAUUCCCUUACAUCAGGAAGUCCGCAUCCCAGAGAACAUGUUGAUCGGCACAGAGAUCACUCUCGUGACAGGUAACGACGUCGACUCCAGUCCUGCACUCUCCUUCUCUUUGCAGCUGGACCCAACAGCUUUAGGCAAGUUUGGGAUUCACCGGUACAGCGGAGGUGUAUCGCUAACCGCUCCUCUAGACUUUGAAGAGAAGACGUGGUACACCCUGACUGUCAGAGCCACAGACAGCCAGCACCAAACUGAGGCCAACAUUACAAUACUGGUGGAGGAUAUUAAUGACAAUGUACCUGCAUUUACCCACAAUCUCUAUCAGGUAACUCUGGCUGAGCACACACCACCAGGAAGUGCAGUUGUCACAGUAACAGCAACCGACAGAGACUCUGGAGAGAACGGAAAGAUCACCUACAGAGUGAUGUCAUCAACCCAGGAGGGUUUCUACAUUGACCCCAACAAUGGAACCCUGUUCAUCAAUCACAGAGCUGAAUUUGACCCUGAACGUCCAUCAGUGAGCGUUGUUAUUGAAGCCCGUGAUGGAGGCUCACCUUCACUCUCCUCGCUUACCACCGUCCAGGUCCAAAUCUCUGACGUCAAUGACAAUGCUCCUGUGUUUCACCAGUCAGAAUACAGGGCUACUGUUUCUGAGGAUACCAUUCCAGGGUCAACGGUUCUGACUUUUGAGGCCUUUGACAGUGACCUUUCUCGAGAAAAUUGUGGCUUUGACUUUGCUAUCGCCAAUGGGAAUGAAGGAAAUGCAUUCCAAAUUGAAAGCAGUGUAAGGUUCCUGGAGGGACGGGGCUUCCAAACAGUUGGGACUCUGCUGUUGGCUGAGGGACUUGACUUUGAAACCAAGCCACUUUACAACCUAACAGUGGUGGUGUCAGACCGCGGUGUGCCCCAGAGAAGCUCUAGUGUUGCUGCAAUGAUAUCUAUUGGUGACGUGAAUGAUAAUCCUCCAGUGUUCAGCAGGGCAGAAUAUACUGUCUCACUGAGUGAGGGAGCUGCAGCUGGGACUGAGAUCCUACGACUGACUGCUACAGAUCCAGACUCAACUCCAAACGCAGAAGUCCAGUAUACUAUCAGCUCUGGCGAUGAGGUGAACUUAUUUACCAUGGACCAGUGGACUGGAGCCUUGCGGCUUCAACGAGCACUCGACCGUGAACACCAGUCCACACAUGUUGUCAUCAUCCAAGCCACAGAUGGACAUGGUCACUUUGCGCUAGCUCCAGUCAUUGUUGAAGUGAAAGAUGUAAAUGACAAUCAUCCAUUCUUCCCUGUGGAAGUCCUGACAGCAAGUAUCAGAGAAAACCAACCAGCAAACUCAGCUGUGACAGUUCUCCAUGCCAUAGACCACGACACAGGGGUUUUUGGCCACCUGAAGUAUUACAUGUUGGAAAGGUCUGGAGCAGGAAAAGAUAGCUUCAGUGUGGAUCAGAAUUCUGGAGAAAUCAGAAGCAGGAUUCCCUUUGACUUUGAGAAGAUCAACUCCUUUAAUUUUGUAGCACUGGCAGUAGAUUCAGGCAACCAUUCAGCCACUGUAACUGUACAGGUGUUUGUCACAGGUGAGGAUGAGUAUGAUCCACUCUUCACAUCCUCUGAUUUCUCCUUUGAUGUCCCAGAGGGAGCUAAGAAAGGCCAGAGCAUUGGCCAGGUCCAGGCACAUGAUGAGGAUGGAGGAGUGGAUGGUAUUGUUCUCUAUUCUCUUAGCACCAGCUCUCCAUUCUUUGAUGUAAACAAAACCACUGGGGUGAUUUUCCUGAAGUUGGACGGGUCAGGCAGUGGUGGUAGCAGUGGUUCGGGCCAGUCCAAACAGGAACCCAGGCUGAUGACCCUGGAUGUCACAGCUCACAGCCCUCUAGAUGCAUCUCGCACCACCACUGCCCAGGUCACAGUCGAUGUCACAAACACCAACUUUGGCCUGGCACCCGAUGUCAACAUCCUGCUGAUCAGCAUCAUUGCUGUGUCUCUUGGUUUUAUCGUGUUGCUUGUGGUCAUGGCUGUUGUGAUAUUCCUUGUCAAGUCACGAAGGCGGAAGAAGGCCCAGGAUGCUGGAAACCGAACUGUUGCCUCUGGAACUGCUCUGCAAAAAUUGGAUGAUUGCAACUCAGGCCCAGGAGGGGAGAGGAUCUAUCACCAGGCCUUGCCAGGCUACGCUGGAGAUCAGGGUGGGGCUGGUGGUGGUCCCUACACUAGAGGGGGCUCUCUGGAUCCCUCUCACUCCAGUGGAAGAGGGUCAGCUGAAGCAGCAGAGGAUGAUGAGAUCAGGAUGAUAAACGAGUACCCCCGUGUCGCUUCCAUCACUUCGUCCAUGCAGGAGCACAUCUCAGCCAGAGGACCAGACUCUGGAAUUCAGCAGGACGCUGACCAGCUCUCUGAUAUCUCCUGUGAGCCUGCAGCUUUAGAGGGCAGCACCUGGUUCAAAGGAAAGAAACUGGGAGGCAGUCUCAGUGGGACCUUGCUCUCUGGCCAGCUCCCAGUCUAUAGGGACGAAGGAGGUGGGUACCUGGGAGUAGGCCGGGGCCUCAACAUUUCCCUGCCCAAGGAUUACGCCUUCCCUGAAGAUGGAAAACCUUCAGUGGAUGGUUCCCUCACAGCUAUCGUGGCCAGUGAUGAGGAGCUUCGCGGAAGUUAUAACUGGGAUUACCUGCUCAACUGGUGCCCUCAGUUCCAGCCCCUGGCUAACGUGUUCACAGAGAUUGCCAGGCUGAAAGAUGAAACUGCUCAGCAGAGCCAGAACCCUCGCCAACCCUUUCAAACAAAGCACAAAAUGGAUCCUAAACCUAGAAUUGACCCUCCACCACUCAUCACUUCAGUGGCCCACCCAGGGGCCAUGUCAGUUCCCCCGAAGGUCCCUGUGAUUGGACGGACAUUCCCCCACUUGGCCUCACUCCGCAGGUCCCCUAUCAGUCACGAGGGAUCCAUUUCAUCAGCAGCAAUGUCCCCAAGCUUCUCCCCUUCUCUGUCCCCUCUGGCAGCUCGAUCGCCAGCUGUUUCUCCCUUUGGAGUCAACCAAGGGCCUUCAGCAUCCAUGAUCAGCACCAGGGAGCCCUCACUGGACCAGAGUCCUGAUCAUGAGAUGAGAAUAUGAUGGAAAAAUCCAAAAAAUAUUUAAGGACAAACUUAACGAUAGACAACUCCAACUCCAACUUUUUUGGCUUUUCUCUUUCAUGGAACGAAGUAAAGCAAGCCAAGGUGUCAGUUGUACUGUCAUUCUCAGAAAUCAUUGUUUUCAUCAUAAAUCAACAAAGUGUCUGAUCAUAUGGAUUUUGGACAGUAAACACACACACACAAAAACAUACUUAACCUUCUCCCGGUAGAAUAUUUGCAUUAUUUGAUGUAUUUCCAUUGGUCAGCAGUGUUACAGGAAUACACAAACGUGGAACAUGUGCCUGGGUUGACAGGACCAGCCCAUCCUUCCAUGUCAACAGUGACGCAGGUCUCCAUGAACUGAACAGGGUUAUUAAGAGGUAAACUGACCUCUUCAUGGGAAUGUACACUUACCAUGCCCUGCAGUCAGAGAUCCCUUAGUGUGUAGAUAGAUAGAUGUGUAGUUUUCAUGUUACCUCACUGGCUGGCCAGAGAGUUAAGGACCUUGUUCCUCUCUUUGUGUCUGUGGACAUUUUUACACUCCAGUAUUGAAUUCAUCCAGCAGCUGUUUUUAAAAUGGUCUCUGGACAUGUGUGCGAAUCCCAUGGACAGAAAAAUGGCGUGCGUUCACAAAGACACUGAUUCAAUGAAUUGAACAAUGGAGAUUAUUGUUUUUCUCACCAAUUCAGAUGUCACUUCUUUUGAUUUUUACUUUUAUUUUUAUAUAUUUUUAUAUGAAAUCAUGAUUUCAGAUCCAGAAAUGCCAUUAUUCCACAUGGAGAGGUUAUUGUUUUUGUGCAUUUGCAUAUAUGUAUAUUUGUAUGUAUGCAGGCUACGCUAUGUACUGUAUGUGUCUUCUAGGUUUUUAGAGACUUGUGACAGUUCUGAUGUGAGUGAGAGGGAGACUUCUGUGUUUCUAGCAUUAUUUAUAUGAAAAAAAGACUUGCUGCCACAUUUGGACAGCAGGAAACCAAACGCAGCUCACACUAUGCUGUGUUGUUACCUUAAGAACUUUUCUUUUUUUCUUUUUUUUUGUCAAAUUGUAGAUCAUCCCAAAUCCAAAACAACAACUGGAUGGAAACCUGUGAUCAAUCUAAAUGCCUGCUUCUCCAGCAGAUAAACACUCUGUUGUGGUGUGCAGUUAUGCACAUUCCCUUUGUUAUUCAGGGACAACUCAAUUUGCUGAUCACCUCUGUGUCUUUGAAAGAAAGUGCUUCCUAAAGUCAGUUACAUCAGUCAUUAACUUAAAUGCAUUUUACUGUGAAGUUGUUCAUCUCAGCACAACAAAAAUAGCAUGCAGUGAAAAGGCUGGGUCUCUCAUAGGAACAUGGCAUAAGGGCAAUGUAGCACAUGAGCCAGACGAGUGAGAAGCAAAAGCCUGAAUGCAUGAGCCCUAAUGAAUGUAUAAGGAUUUAACAACCGGAGCAGUAUUUAUUUUUCAUGUUAACCCUCUGUUCUGUGCAUUUUAUUUCUAUGAUUCACCAUCAUGAUGAUGUGUUCAGGUCCCAUGUGUUAAACUCAUCCUCUGCACCUUCUUUCUUUUCUGUCAGCGCUUAGAUCCAGUUUUUAAGCAAUCGACCUGUGUAGCAAAAGGCUUUAAGACUGUCAUUGUCAUUCUUCCAUGUGUAUUCUGGCCUGUUUUUAAUCUUUUGAGGUAACUGAAGCUAUCGGAUGUCUUCUUGUUUUCAAAAGAUGGCUUCUACCUCUGUUCUUUGUUUAACAUAACAUUACAAAUCGCCUGAUGCAAAGCUGGCACCGCAGCUAAAAGCUACACAUGCCAUGAGCCUAACUCCGGCACAACAUUCUCUCGACUCAUGAUUAUGCUGUUUCAGAAACAUUUCUGUGUUGGAGAACUUCCAUUUGGAGUUCAGUUUGAAAUGACUGCCAGUGACUGAUCAGUGAAGCAAUGGCAGAAAAAAAAAACUGUACAUGUAUUUAAAGCAAAUAAUAAAUUCCUACUGAUC